GUAAGCACUUUCUUCUUCUUCUUCCAUGAGGAACAUAAACCAAUAUCUUCUAUUCAUCGUGAUCACUACACUGGUGGCCCUAUCAUCAGUGUUAGGUGCUGCUCUCAAACGCUGUCCAGAUUGUGGUAAAACUCAGGUCCCAUACCCGCUGAGCACCGCACCAAACUGCGGCGACCCAUCCUACAAGAUUCGCUGCACCGGAGGCAUGCUCUUCUUGGACUCCAUCAGCGGUUCCGCUUACGCGAUUACCGCCAUCAACCCUUCGUCACAACGACUGAUCAUUCUCCCACCGGGCCUCGCCAGCAGCAGCAUGUGCGUGUCCACCGAUUUCCAAAACGGAGGGAUGUGGAUUGACAGCAACUCACCCUUCAACAUCACCUCAAGCAACACGGAAAUUCGCCUCAACUGUUCCAAGGAAGUCUUCACCGAAACUGCGUGGAACUGCUCCUCGUCGAGCAUUUGCCACAAGUACCUUAAGGAAAAUGCCGCGGCGGCGAAGGCGUGUGGGGGCUUGAUAUGUUGCGAUCUGAAGACUGGUGGGUCUUCCACUGCUUAUAGGUUGAGGGUCAGGAAAGAGCGUUGUUCUGCGUAUGCAAGUUUUCCCAAUUUCGAUCCUUCUUUGCCUGUGAGUAUGUGGCGGCCGGGGGUGGAGAUUGAGUGGCAGUUGCCGGAGGAGCCGCCAUGCAGAGUAGUUGGGGACUGCUUGGGUUUGGCAAACUCCGAUUGUUUGCCGGCUGCCGGAGGAGGAAGGAAGUGCUUGUGCAAGUAUGGCUUCUUGUGGGAUCCUGUAAAUGUAAUAUGUCAAAGUAAGAAAGAUGCCAAUUCCUGUCAGCAUGGAAGAUGCCAGCACCGUAGGAAGAAAACUCCCCUCAUUGGAGGUUUAGCAUUGGCUGGGGCCACCAUGCUAAUAGGCUCUUUGAUUAUGGCAUUGGUCUUUUACCUUAAGAGGCGAAGGAUGAAAAGAGAAACCCAAGAAAGCAUAAACAAGGCCCGCAACAUAUUGAAUACAGACAACUCUAGUGGCAAAUCCGCAAAAAUCUUCACCAUGAAAGAGAUCAUAAAGGCGACCAACAACUUCUCCGAUGAUAACCUCCUAGGUGCUGGUGGCUUCGGCGAGGUCUUCAAAGCAACGCUUGAUGAUGGAACCAUUACCGCCAUCAAGAGACCCAAGCUUGGCAAUACCAGAGGCAACGAUCAAAUACUCAACGAGGUCAGAAUACUCUGCCAGGUUAACCACCGGAGCCUCGUGAGACUCUUGGGCUGUUCCGUGGAGCUUUCAGUGCCACUUCUGAUCUACGAGUAUGUCUCCAAUGGAACCCUUUUUGAGCACCUUCACUGCACCACUUCAGAAAAAUGGAUUCGUCUUGGAUGGCACGUUAGGCUGAGAAUCGCGCACCAAACCGCUGAAGGGCUUGCCUAUCUCCACAAUGCAGCCAUACCAACAAUCUACCACAGGGAUAUCAAGUCCAGCAACAUUCUCUUGGAUGAAAAUCUUGAUGCUAAAGUUGCUGACUUUGGCCUUUCAAGGCUAGCUGUAAGUGAAGCUACUCACAUCACAACGUGUGCUCAAGGAACCUUGGGUUAUCUCGACCCUGAAUACUAUGUCAACUUUCAGCUCACAGAUAAGAGUGAUGUGUACAGUUUUGGGGUGGUUUUGUUGGAGCUGCUGACUUCUAAAAAGGCGAUUGAUUUUAACAGAGAAGAGGAGGAUGUGAACUUGGUGGUUCUGAUCAAGAGGGUUUUGAAGGAAGAGAGGUUGAUGGAAGUAGUUGAUCCGAUGCUGAAAACUGGUGCUAAUAGACUUGAGUUGGAGAGUAUGAAGGCGUUUGGGUUUCUCGCUGCUGCGUGUUUAGAUGAACGAAGGCAAAAUAGGCCCUCAAUGAAAGAUGUUGCUGAUGAGAUUGAGUACAUUAUUAGCCUUGUUGCUGAUCUUAAGGCUAAGGUCUAAUACUCUAAUUAGUUCUGGGAGGUGAUCCAUCUAUAUAUUCCUAAUUUGAAUAUAUAUUCCUGUUAGCUAGUGUGCAUGUUCAAGACAUGAGGAAGAUGAAUCUACGUUAGCGUGGGAGAUGAUGACAAAGAAAAUUAAAAAGCGAGGAGGAAAAAAUUGAGAUGGGGAAAUAUGAGUUUUACUACACCAGUAUUUAUCUUUUUUUCCAACACAAGUAUCCUGCAUAGGAGGUCAUGGGUGAGACUUUAAUUUAUUUAAAGAAAAUCAAGCAUGUGCAACUUGAAUUAACCACUUUAUGUUUACAUGCGCAGUUUUAUUACAGGUUUAAUCAAUGUUAAUGCUGGUACUCUUAUUCAAA
Messenger RNA from Lotus japonicus, 2306 nucleotides. Its product is annotated as wall-associated receptor kinase-like 20. NCBI's taxonomy places the organism in Eukaryota, Viridiplantae, Streptophyta, Magnoliopsida, Fabales, Fabaceae. The transcript has 4 exons. Gene Ontology annotation, biological process: protein phosphorylation. The record is from RefSeq and is a predicted model, not a curated record. Gene Ontology annotation, molecular function: ATP binding; polysaccharide binding; protein kinase activity. Bases 26 to 1948 code for a protein of 640 amino acids.